AUGGCGACAUAUCGUGGAAGCUUCUAUUUCGUCAACAAAGAUAGCUCCAACUUGACUCGCAAAGAUGCAAACGAAGCGUUUCGAAUCAGUUCCCAUGUCACAAACAAGUACUAUCAAUGGGCGAAGCGAAAUCGGAAGAAGUACGCAGUCAAUGUUGGAGAAAGUCAACAUCGGCUUGAAGCUCAAGCUCUCCAGAAAGUCCACAAGUCACAGAAUUUUAUCUGGUCGGCCGCGCCUGUCUCGCACGUCGGGGAUGAAUGUGUCCAGCUAGGAUCAGGGGCGAACAGUAGUGCGUACGGGUCUGCCAGUCCGCACGACUCACUCGAACAUCUCGAGCAGCCGUCAUCAACCGAAGAGAUCGGUCGGCAAUACCUCAAUUUCCAACUCUGGCCAGAAGCUCUCUCCGAGAGAGAAUGUCGAAUGCCUAAGCGUUUUGACUUCAACCCCCCCGAUUGGGCCGCCUGUCCUCUUUUCCGAAAGGAGGCUUUGGCAGUCUUCCGUGACUGGUGUCUCUCCUACAGCUGUGUCGGUAUACAGCAGGCAAAUUAUCGCCAGUCGAUCGACGCUGCCUGGCGUGCGAAAGCGACAGCAUUCGUCACGGACAAGAAAUCUCUGCAUGGCUGGUAUUCGAGCGUUCUGAUCUUGAAAGCUCUCUAUAUGCAGCCAGAAUCAUUCACUUUUCUCUAUCCCAUGGCUCUCAGGCAUCAGAACAGGAGUCUGAUGUUACUCCGGGCGCACGUCUCGUUAUAUAAUGGCGACUUUCGAGCGAACGUGGCCCAUGAGCCAGUCCUAUGGGAAGCUGUAGAAAGGCUUGGAGGUCUAGAUGCGCUCGAUCCAGACACGCGAGCGUUUGUUAUCUUGAUGGACAAUGGCCAUUCGAGGUUCACACUUACGCGACCACAUUUGCACUAUACCCACUUCGACCCCGGGUCUUUUCAUUCUCAACCGGAACUUGCUCAGUAUGGUCCUUUGCUGUCAAACUUGGACUCACAGUUUCGACUAUGGGACGAAGCAUUUCUCCUGCCUGAUGACGCUCUUUCUGAUGACCUGCACAACUAUAUCAUGGCGCAUCGAGAGUUCGUGGCCGCACAAGCUUUAGCAAGCCGGUUACUUUCGGAGAAGGACCAGAACGCUGCCGACGCCGUCUUCUAUUGGCUCCACCGUCGACGCGACUCCCUGAGUUCUUGGACUAUGACUGUCUACUGUAACAUCGUCCAGACGAUGACUCCCCAGACACCCAUGUCUCGACGCACGCGGAGACAACUACACGCAUGCAUCUGUCUCGCAGUAUCUUAUGCCAUGUCGUUCAUCUACGGAUUCACUCUCCCUCUCGAGAAAUGGCUUCUCUAUAUCCCCAUCCAGAACUUGCGGCCUCAGAUAGAGAUCCUGCUAGACUGCAUGAGGAAGCGAGGCACAUUGCCUUCUGCAGCCUCAUCGGGAACGGCUACUUCCUUGCCUACACCGCCAGUGGCUAUAACUCACCAUGAAAGCCUCCUCUUUCUCUUCUUCGUCGGCGCCUGCGCCGAACAGCUCUCUGAUGGUACCGGUAAGAGACCUGAAUUACUCAUCGACAAGCGGUGGUAUUCAACACGGUUCGCUGAGAUGACGAAGAUUCUCAGGUUGAGGACCUGGAAAGAAUCCAAAAAGGUCUUGGAAAUGUUUCUAUACGGUGAUGGGAUGGUUUUGGACCGGUUUGUCGAAGGCUUAUUCGAGCUCAGGAAUGAGUUGGCGAUGAGUGGCGGUAUGCUCUAA
Exophiala spinifera is the source of this 1752-nucleotide messenger RNA. RefSeq lists its product as uncharacterized. The record is from RefSeq and is a predicted model, not a curated record. NCBI's taxonomy places the organism in Eukaryota, Fungi, Ascomycota, Eurotiomycetes, Chaetothyriales, Herpotrichiellaceae. Bases 1 to 1752 code for a protein of 583 amino acids. The transcript is spliced from 3 exons.